Drosophila sulfurigaster albostrigata is the source of this 1038-nucleotide messenger RNA. RefSeq names its product seminal metalloprotease 1-like. Bases 65 to 835 code for a protein of 256 amino acids. Gene Ontology annotation, molecular function: zinc ion binding; metalloendopeptidase activity. Gene Ontology annotation, biological process: proteolysis. NCBI's taxonomy places the organism in Eukaryota, Metazoa, Arthropoda, Insecta, Diptera, Drosophilidae. The transcript is spliced from 2 exons. The record is from RefSeq and is a predicted model, not a curated record.
GCAAAAUUUAAUCGUAAUUAGGGUUCAAUUAGUCUAAUUGGUAUUUCCAAUGGAUUAGUCAAAAAUGUUCAGUCCGAGGAGUAAGUUCGUCGCCUUAUUGCUGGCUUGCCUCUGCCUAGGCGCCUCAACGGCGCCACUCAGCAUGACCAUGGAGGAAACUGAUCCAGAGCUGACUGCGGGUUACUUUCAAGGUGACAUGGAAAUAGAGGUGCUCAAGAAUGGAGAAUUGUCGCCUACUCUUCACUGGCCCAAUGCCACUGUUUACUACAAGAUCUCAGAGGAAUUCGAUGCUGAGCAUGUGGCUCAUAUUGAGCUUGGCAUGAGGCUGAUUGAACGUGCUUCCUGCAUUCGCUUUUUGCCUGCAACUGUGGACACUUUGAACUAUGUUUCUGUUAUAACAUCAGAUUCUGGUUGUAGUUCGAAGGUCGGUUAUAAGGGAGGAGAGCAGACGGUCAAAUUGAAAAUUGCUCCCAUCGACUUAGGCUGCUUUAAGUUGGGCACAAUUCAGCACGAAUUUUUGCAUACGCUGGGCUUCCAUCAUCAGCAAUGCUCGCCUAAUCGCGAUGAAUUUGUGAAUGUUGUGGAGGAGAAUAUUACUGAGGGCAGGGAAAACAAUUUUAAGAAGUACACCGAAGAUCGAGUUGGUGACUUUGAUGUGCCUUACGACUAUUCAAGCAUUCUGCACUAUAGUUCCAUGGCGUUCUCCAAGAAUGGAGAGGCAACUAUUAUAGCUUUAGAUCCGGAGGGUCAGGCUAAAAUGGGACAACGAAUUGCACUAAGCGAUGGAGAUAUUAUUCGCCUCAAUACAAUGUACAAAUGUCCAUUGCAAAUGUAAAGGAUGUAGAAGUUUCUUUGUACCAUUUUGUACGCUACGUAUACUUAAUAUCCAUUCAAAUACAAUUGCAAUUAGUUAUAAUAUUUUUAGAGCACAAGUUUGGAAGUUCAAAUUGCUGAUUCUUUUUCAUACAUUCUUUGAAUUAUUUCUAUACAGAAAAUAUAUUCAAGAGUUUCUCUGACUGUAGAAAUAAUUGCAAAAAU